Molecule: messenger RNA, 2421 nt
Organism: Asparagus officinalis (garden asparagus)
Lineage: Eukaryota; Viridiplantae; Streptophyta; Magnoliopsida; Asparagales; Asparagaceae
Product: stromal 70 kDa heat shock-related protein, chloroplastic-like
Exons: 8
Coding region: 119-2218 (699 amino acids)
Biological process (GO): cellular response to unfolded protein; protein refolding
Cellular component (GO): cytoplasm; chloroplast
Molecular function (GO): ATP-dependent protein folding chaperone; ATP binding; heat shock protein binding
Source: RefSeq, a predicted model, not a curated record
CCUUCUUCUUCUCUCACUCCCUUAUCCCUUCCCUCAUCGCUGCUCAAAACUCCCCAAUUUCUAGGGUUAGGGUUUUAGCUCCCAACGAAAACCUCCUCAAAUCCCCCAAACCCUAGAAAUGGCGUCCGCAUCCACCGCCCAAUUCCAGCUCCUCACCUCGUUCUCCCCUCUGCCCUCCUCCAAAAAACCCUUCUCCUCCUCGAACUCCCUCUUCUUCUCCUCCUUCAAACCCUCCAAAUCCAACCUCAGACUCCGGCGAUCCACAGCCCGACCUCUCCGCGUCGUAAACGAGAAGGUCGUCGGAAUCGACCUCGGGACGACGAACUCGGCGGUGGCGGCGAUGGAGGGAGGGAAGCCGACGAUCGUGACGAACGCCGAGGGGCAGCGGACGACGCCGUCGGUUGUUGCGUAUACGAAGAAUGGGGAUCGGCUUGUUGGUCAGAUUGCGAAGAGGCAGGCGGUGGUGAACCCGGAGAAUACUUUUUUCUCGGUGAAGAGGUUUAUUGGGAGGAAGAUGGUGGAGGUUGACGAUGAGUCGAAGCAGGUGAGUUAUAGAGUUGUGAAGGAUGAUAAUGGGAAUGUGAAGUUGGAGUGUCCCGCCAUUGGGAAGCAGUUUGCGGCUGAGGAGAUUUCGGCUCAGGUUCUGAGAAAACUUGUGGAUGAUGCAUCCAAAUUUUUAAAUGACAAGGUCACUAAAGCAGUGGUCACAGUUCCUGCAUACUUCAAUGACUCUCAGAGGACAGCGACAAAGGAUGCUGGGCGUAUUGCUGGUUUGGAAGUUCUUCGUAUCAUUAAUGAACCUACUGCUGCAUCUUUGGCGUAUGGUUUUGAAAAGAAGAGCAAUGAAACCAUUCUUGUAUUUGACUUAGGAGGCGGAACAUUUGAUGUUUCAGUUCUUGAGGUUGGCGAUGGUGUUUUUGAGGUGCUCUCUACCUCUGGGGACACACAUCUUGGUGGUGAUGAUUUUGACAAGAGAAUUGUUGAUUGGCUAGCUGCAGACUUCAAGAGAGAUGAGGGCAUUGAUCUCCUGAAAGAUAAGCAAGCCCUUCAGAGACUCACAGAGACUGCAGAGAAGGCCAAGAUGGAACUAUCAUCUUUGACACAGACAAACAUUAGCUUACCAUUUAUUACUGCUACUGCUGAAGGCCCCAAGCACAUCGAGACAACUAUCACAAGGGCCAAAUUUGAGGAAUUAUGUUCAGAUCUUCUUGAUAGGCUUAGAAGACCUGUGGACAAUGCUUUGAAGGAUGCAAAACUUUCAUUUAAAGAUUUGGAUGAGGUGAUUCUUGUGGGUGGAUCAACCCGUAUCCCAGCAGUUCAGGAGCUUGUGAAGAAAGUGACUGGGAAAGACCCAAAUGUCACAGUGAACCCUGAUGAGGUGGUUGCACUUGGUGCUGCUGUACAGGCUGGAGUGUUGAGUGGAGAUGUUAGUGACAUUGUUCUUCUGGAUGUGAUACCACUUUCUCUUGGAUUGGAGACUUUGGGUGGGGUGAUGACGAAGAUCAUCCCAAGAAACACUACGCUGCCCACAUCUAAAUCUGAGGUCUUCUCAACAGCAGCUGAUGGGCAGACAAGUGUUGAGAUUAGCGUUCUACAGGGUGAAAGAGAAUUUGUGAGGGACAAUAAAUCCCUUGGAAGUUUCCGUCUCGACGGAAUUCCUCCAGCUCCACGAGGAGUUCCACAGAUUGAAGUCAAAUUUGAUAUUGAUGCCAAUGGUAUUCUCUCGGUCUCUGCUGUGGAUAAGGGCACAGGGAAGAAGCAAGACAUUACAAUUACAGGAGCUAGUACCUUACCCAGCGAUGAGGUGGAGAGAAUGGUCAGCGAAGCAGAGAAGUUUGCCAAGGAGGACAAGGAGAAGCGAGAUGCAAUAGACACCAAGAACCAAGCAGAGUCAGUCGUCUAUCAAACAGAGAAACAACUGAAAGAACUAGGAGACAAGGUCCCUGCCGAAGUCAAGCAAAAGGUAGAAUCAAAGCUCGGUGAGCUCAAAGAAGCCAUCACCAGCGAAUCCACACAAAGCAUGAAGGAUGCCAUGGCUGCAUUGAACCAGGAAGUAAUGCAACUUGGGCAGUCGCUAUACAACCAGCCUGGUGCUGGUGGGCCUGGCGGCGCUGCUGGUGGGCCUUCACCGGGCCCAGAUGCUGCUUCUUCUGGGCCUUCUACCAAAGGAGCCGAGGAUGGGGAUGUUAUCGAUGCAGAUUUUACAGACAGCAAGUGAGGUGUAGGGAUACACUUAAAUAAGAUUUUACGGUAAUAUAUUUAUAUGAAGGGUGGGGGAGUGAAAAAAAAUUCGCCCUUUUUUUGGGGUUUUUGAAACAAGAAGUUAGAUUGUUAGCUUAUGUAUUGUUACAAGCUUAUAGUUUUCGUAAGAUUUAAUGAUUGAAUAGGACGUUAUUAAUCUAUCACUGGUCAGUAGAUUUA